Molecule: messenger RNA, 1236 nt
Organism: Sapajus apella (tufted capuchin)
Lineage: Eukaryota; Metazoa; Chordata; Mammalia; Primates; Cebidae
Gene: SSU72
Product: SSU72 homolog, RNA polymerase II CTD phosphatase
Exons: 5
Coding region: 299-883 (194 amino acids)
Biological process (GO): termination of RNA polymerase II transcription
Cellular component (GO): mRNA cleavage and polyadenylation specificity factor complex; nucleus
Molecular function (GO): RNA polymerase II CTD heptapeptide repeat phosphatase activity
Source: RefSeq, a predicted model, not a curated record
GUGACGCUCAGCCGCGCCCUCCGGAGCGCGGGUCUCUGCUGCGGACGCCGGGGGCCGGCGCGCCGUGGGCCGCCCCCGGCCUCGGCGAGUGUAGCGAGCCUGCAGGCCAGUGCCUGCCCGCCGUCCGCGGCCCGGCGCUCGGGCUGGGCGGGGAGGCCGCCGCGCAGACGCCGCCCGCUGCACCGCCGCUUCCGCGUCGCCGGCUUCCGGCCGCUGCGGCCGCCAUUUUGCUCGCGCGGAAGCGCCGCGGUGGGGUGGGAGCCCGAGCGGGAGCCCCGCGGGCUGUGCGGCCGCCGCCAUGCCGUCGUCCCCGCUGCGGGUGGCGGUGGUGUGCUCGAGCAACCAGAACCGGAGCAUGGAGGCGCACAACAUCCUCAGCAAACGGGGAUUCAGUGUCCGAUCCUUUGGAACAGGGACUCACGUGAAGCUUCCAGGACCAGCUCCAGACAAGCCCAAUGUUUAUGAUUUCAAAACCACAUAUGACCAGAUGUACAAUGAUCUUCUUAGGAAAGACAAAGAACUCUAUACACAAAACGGCAUUCUGCACAUGCUGGACAGGAAUAAGAGGAUCAAGCCGCGGCCGGAGCGGUUCCAGAACUGCAGAGACCUGUUCGACCUGAUCCUCACCUGCGAAGAGCGAGUGUACGACCAGGUGGUGGAAGAUCUGAAUUCCAGAGAACAGGAGACCUGCCAGCCGGUGCACGUGGUGAACGUGGACAUCCAGGACAACCAUGAGGAGGCCACCCUGGGCGCGUUUCUCAUCUGUGAGCUCUGCCAGUGUAUCCAGCACACGGAGGACAUGGAGAACGAGAUCGACGAACUGCUGCAGGAGUUUGAGGAGAAGAGCGGCCGCACCUUCCUGCACACCGUCUGCUUCUACUGAGCCCAGCGCCCGGGCGCCCUCUCCAGCUCCCUUUUGUUCAUACUUUUCCUUCCUGAUGUUGUUUUCACUUACAGGUGUGCAGCUGGUGACGGUAGCAUUACCCAGAUAAACUGCAUAUGACAGGGGAGAGGUCUAAAUGCCACACGAAAGCAAUCAAGUUUUUUCCUUCCCACUUUUACUUAACGAGCGGGAUAUUGAUUUUAGUUUUUUUCUUUAACCGAAAAGGAAAGACAGCGGUUUGUGUUCACUUCCCGGCCGUCCCUGUGUCCCCGUGUGCCUGCCCCCUCCCCCCUUCCCACCCACAGGCAGUGUUCAGUGACCUGGAAUUGUCUAAUAAAUAGAUGCUGCUGUCA